AUGUUGCUUCCUAAUGAGCGAAUGACGAUUAAAGAAAGAAAACAUGAUUAUCUUUAUGAUCCAUUAUACAGCCUUUCAAGUGCAGCUGACCAUGAAAGGAUUGCAUCUAAAGAUCAUUCAGGCAUAUCGAAAAUGCAAAAGUUGUUCUCCUUUCAGAAUUUGUUCAGCGAAAUACCUAUAUAUCGUCCUUAUGUAUGGCGACUUAACCCAAGUGACCCCGUUUCUAUGUUCGUGUCUAGAUAUUUCCACCAUGUAGAUGUGUGCAAAAAGUUAAUCCAAAUGUAA
Molecule: messenger RNA, 285 nt
Organism: Schistosoma rodhaini
Lineage: Eukaryota; Metazoa; Platyhelminthes; Trematoda; Strigeidida; Schistosomatidae
Source: the annotation of a GenBank genome assembly